Messenger RNA from Clonostachys solani, 756 nucleotides. Lineage: Eukaryota; Fungi; Ascomycota; Sordariomycetes; Hypocreales; Bionectriaceae. The record is from the annotation of a GenBank genome assembly.
AUGGCAGACGGCAAGGCCCAUUUCAAGUGUGCAAGCUCCAUUGCCCUCCUAGAGGGACGCGCAUCGUUGGAGCUCCCCGGUGAUAUCUUAAGCGCCAGCACUCUGGGCGCUCUCGAUAUCCGCCUGAGAAGAGUAGAAGCGUUUUACAACGUCUCACUCCCUCCGGCAUGCCAGGCGGCGGCUUGGGACACACUUGCGUACCGCGUCUUCCGCCUCAUCAAAGCCUACAGAACCUUUCCUUCGUUUCCUAAUAGUUUGUUUUCUCCGAAACACUUUCUGGAGCUCGUUCCAGAUCCCAACAGCGUGUCCUCGGAAACUCUCCAGACUCUCUGCUCCGACAUCGGGUACAGAAGUUACAACUGGACCAAGUCUCUCGCGCUUGCCAAUCCUUCCGAUGAACUCAGCGUGUACAGUCAGAUAUGUCGUUAUUAUACCGGAAAGUCUAACCAACUGCGAAUUGUUGCGAUUCCGACUACUCGGGCUGAGAUUUAUGGCUUAUUGGCCGUCCUCGCAGUCGAGAAUGGGCCGGCAAUCAAGCAACCCUUCGGUGUGCCUGUUCCACCGCCGGGGCUCGGCAAUGGGGUGACUGUUGUCAACGCAUCACCCGGCCGCAAGAAGACCCCAAAGCGCUCAAUACUUUCCAAGUUCUCGUGGAUGAAAAAGCUAGCAUUUUGGCGGAAGAGACCUAGCGACGAUGAUUCGUCCAUCUACAGCUCCAGCAGCUCAGGCAGCUCCUCGAGCAGUACCAUUUCCUAG